GAUUUGUGUCUUUGCGACGUUUCUAAAAGGCGGAAGUGUUACCUCUGUUGGCGGCCGUUUCUCAAUAAUUACAUAUUUGAAAUGUCAAAUCAAAGUAACGUCACGUGACUUGACAGGUGAAAUAUUGGUGAGUGUCAGACUACCUUUUGUAACGAGUAUGAAAGCAAGCGCAACGUGGCAUUUUUUGCAGAUUUCUUUCAAACUUCAAGCUACGGAGACGGGCUAAUGUAGCCCGUCGCUAGCGAAGCUACUUGGAAACAUGUUAUUGGCCAGCGACUUUGUAACUAGAUAAACUUGUGACGCUCACGUAUUCGGACUGUUAGUACAUUUAAAGCAAACAAUGUGGCUCCAGCAACGACUGAAGGGGCUACCCGGCUUGCUAUCAAGCAGCUGGGCAAGAAGACUUCUCAUCGGACUGCUGAUCUUCCUCAUUUUCUACUGGUAUCUUGGAGCAGAGCGCAGGUGGACGAUCUUUAGUGGCUCGCGUGUGCCGGGUGGGGUGGUUGGACAGUGUCUCCAGGCGGAAAUCCAUAGAUGGAAGUCUCUUGUGGACCGCGGGGAGGGUUUAUACAGCACAUCUCAGGAAAAACUUGACACACCCUUUGUAUCAGGUAACGGUCAUAUCCUCAUUGACACGGACUCGAACAAACUCUGGGUGGCGUCGUCUUCACAGCCUGGUUCGGCUCCAGUCCAUCAGACAGAAUAUUCUCCCAUUGUGGACAUUCGUCUCGAAGGGAAGCAGGCUGAAGCGCGGGCAGCCAUGAUGUGGUUCCGAAAAGGAUCUGUGCUGUCAGUUCGUUGCGCCUCACCUGAGGCCGCGCAGUCUUUCCGGGACUGCGUCACCAUCAGAGAGGAGUUUCUCACCCACAGGAGUCGACACAAUGUCUAUCUUCAGAGAAUCCACGUCAACAACCCUUCCGACAAAGUCGCCACCUUUGAGGUCUCCUACAACGACGUCAACUCUGGUGGCAAAUUCUCCACCAGCAUGGACAAGGUAGAGGACAGAGCGAUCGUGCUCUCAUCAGGCAGAGUCCCUUUAGAGAAGAACCGAAUGAUGGUGGUGGUGGUUGUCACGAAAAAGAUCAGCAGAUUCCAGGUUUUUCAGAAAUCCGAAUACACUGAAAAUAUCUUGUCUGUUGUGAGAACUUCUGAGCCCAUCGAGCCGUCCAAGCUGGAGGAGACAUUUGCUAGCCUUCGGGAUGGAGCCAAGAAAGAGCUGGGAGAGCUGUUGAGGUCCAGUGUGGACGAUCUGGUCAGAGAUCACCAGCAGGCCUGGAUGGACCUCUUCAUUUCAGGCGUCGAAAUGAGAAAGAUCACGGACUCGCACACGCCAUCGAGCCGCACGGUGAAUGCCACCCUCUACUACAUCCUGUCCUCCACGACGGCUCCCUUGUUGGAGCGCAGGCUGAGUGGUGAGGAGCGCGCCCGCCUAGAGUCCAGCCUCAACUACGCCGACCACUGCUUCAGCGGCCAUGCCACCAUGCACGCCGAGAACCUGUGGCCCGAAAGGGUGAGCAGUACGGCGCAGAUACUGCAGCUGGUCACGCUUUGGACCCUGACUCUCCAGAAGAGAGGCUGCAAGGUGCUGGUAGCGGCCGGCGCCCACGGAGCCAUGCAGGGCAUGGCGCUCAGCUUCGGCGGACUCCAGUUUACCGAGAACCACCUCCAGUUCCAGGCCGACCCGGACGUGCUGCACAACAGCUACGCCCUGAGGGGGAUCCACUACAAUCAGGACGUCAUCAACCUGGCGGUGCUGCUUGACGCUGAGGGCAAGCCUUUCCUCCACGUGUCCGUCAAGCCGCAGGAGAAACCCGUCAAGCUGUACGCGUGCGAGGCCGGCUGCCUUAACGAGCCCGUGGAGUUGACGUCAGAGGUCAAAGGUCAUACCUUCCCGGUCAUGGUGACCCAGCCCAUCACCCCGAUGCUUUACAUUUCCACCGACCUGCGCCACCUGCAGGACCUGCGCCACACGCUGCACCUCAAGGCCAUCCUGGACCAUGAGGAGCACAUGGCCAACAGGUACCCGGGCCUGCCCUUCAUCUUCUGGUUCAGUGUGGCCUCGCUCAUCACACUCUUUCACCUUUUCCUCUUCAAACUCAUUUACAAUGAGUACUGUGGCCCUGGUGCCAAGCCCCUCUUCAGAAGCAAAGUAUAAUAGCACAGAACUGCGAGAUUAAUGAUUGCAAAUUGAUCUUUUGUGUGUGUGUGUGGGGGGGGGGGGGCACAGAUUUCCAGGUGUUGAAUUCAUGUGGCACAGUUUCAUCACCAGUAUGACAGUAACAAAUGCUUACCUUCAUUCCACUGCAGCACAACUUAACCAUUCUGGUUAGUUAGCAGUUGUGGUAUAGAAAUGAAAGAUGAUCUAAGCAGCACAAGGUCUUGGAUGAGAACAUGUUAUAAAUUUUUUGAAUUAAAGAUUUUAUUUUAUGGGCAAAAGAAAAUCAUGAAGUGUAUUUAAUUGGGUCGUCCAUUGUGCAUUCUCAAAAGGCCAAUCAAUGUUUUUCUGAAUUUGCAUGUGUGAUGCGUUGUGAAAAUCAUAGUUGGUCUACUUGAAGCAUGCAAAUUGUUGAACAAAAAUGCCCAUUGCAUUCAAAAGAUGAGAACAGCAGUGAGCCCAAACUAGCUGGAAUCAGUUGUCGAAACAAACCGGUCAGUAUCUGCAGCUAAAAAAAAGCAGCAUUCUAGAAAAGGAUGUCCUGGGAGUGUUAGUCUGCGGGCUUCAUAUCAGUGUACUGAAGUCAAAGCCCAAUACAAUUAUUUUUUGUUCUCAGCAAGAUCCUGAGGAGCAGGAUUCCAAUAAACUUGUGCAGUCAAGAUUAUCUAACUCAAUAAACCUUCAUGAAUAAAUACAUCAACCAUCCAUGUGAACAAACAAUCAAUUUCUAUAAUUGUUCAAAUGAAGUGCUUUAAAUGGUCUUGAAAUAAGGUCGGAUAGUGUCCUUGCUUGUUGAUAUGCCAACAAAUGAAAGCCAACUAGGGGAGCAUUCUUUUGACCCAGGUAACUGCGUGGAGUAUGCAAUGUCAUAUGUGGAGGUUAAUGUUUGUCAAUGUCAACUGGUUCCAACUUCCGCACAUCCUCAGAAUUGCUGAGCGCCUGCUGAUACUUUGCCACACGUCUCUGGAUUUCUUUCUUUGCUGUGUGUUGAUGUUUUACAAGGAAUCAUUCAAUUAAAUUAAAAUGAAAUGA
Messenger RNA from Hippocampus zosterae (dwarf seahorse), 3187 nucleotides. Its product is annotated as KIAA2013 ortholog. Bases 341 to 2155 code for a protein of 604 amino acids. The record is from RefSeq and is a predicted model, not a curated record. The transcript is spliced from 2 exons. NCBI's taxonomy places the organism in Eukaryota, Metazoa, Chordata, Actinopteri, Syngnathiformes, Syngnathidae.